This is a messenger RNA of Labrus bergylta (ballan wrasse), 1778 nucleotides long. It is a transcript of the gene polr1f, whose product is annotated as RNA polymerase I subunit F. Gene Ontology annotation, biological process: DNA-templated transcription initiation; DNA-templated transcription. Lineage: Eukaryota; Metazoa; Chordata; Actinopteri; Labriformes; Labridae. Gene Ontology annotation, cellular component: RNA polymerase I complex. The record is from RefSeq and is a predicted model, not a curated record.
CGGGGUUUCCUCAACAGCAUGGCGAACUUAGAGCAUGCCGAAGACGACUCCAAACAAGUGAGAAUGUCAGGUGAAAUCACCGCCGCCACUGCUCACGUCCAGCCGGCAGGAGUGUCCUCUGCACCGGGCAGAGACGCCGGCGCUGCGUCGUGCUGUAUCCCGUCGUUCGCUGCCGCCUCCGAGCUGCUGUCAGCACCGUACUCGUGUCUGGUCAUGAACACGCAUCGGAGACACAUCGCUCUGCCGCCCGUGUACCUGAACAAGAAGAGGACAGGUAUAAAAGAGGAGCUGGAGGCCGAGUUGCUCAGGUUCUCUCAGAGUCUAAAAGGAGUACCCAUGGCAUAUGACAACAUCAGGAUAGUAGGCCAGCAUGGAAACAUCUAUGAUGACAGUGGAUACAUCCACAUGGACAUAGAGGCCGACUUCAUCGUCUUUCAGCCCACAAAAGGACAGCAGCUGGUGGGUAAGGUGAAUAAACUGGGUGUGAGUCAUGUAGGCUGUCUGGUGCACGGCUGCUUCAAUGCCAGCAUACCCAAGCCCAACCUGGUGGCUGUGGAAACCUGGCGGGAUGCAGGGCCCAGAAUCGGAGCAGAGCUGGAGUUUGAAGUGACAGCCCUCGAUGCUGAUAUUUUUGGGGUCCUGCUGAUCAGAGGACGACUAGACAGGACCAGGGUGCAGGAGCUGCUGGCUUUGGGUGAGAGCUCAGAGUCCAAUGGAACCACAGACUAUUCAGAACCAGCAGAAACAAGCCAAGAACCCACAGAGGAGUCUCCUGUCGACGGCCAUAAGAAAACAAAGAAAAGGAAGAAAGUAGAAAAGGAGCAGACAGGGGAGGAGAUCCAAAGUUUACCCACUAUUUUGGAAAGCAACACAACACAAGAGCUGAACAGAACAAUGGAUGAAGCAAACGGCAAUGAGGCUGGUGAGAAAAAGAAGAACAAAAAGAAAAAGGAAAAACAUGUGAAAGAAGAGGAGGAGGAGAUUGAGCUCUCUCAGGUGCAAGGCGGCAGUGACUCGAGCGGUUAUCUUACCGACAAGCCUAAAAAAAAGAGGAAACAUGAAACUAGUUCAGAUGUCGCAUCUAGUUUAAGUGAUAAUGUUGAACCACCAAAAUCCAAAAAGAAGAGGAAGAGUGACAUUGAGCAGUUUGCCUAAAAUAUGAAUCAUAUUCUGUUAAGGAAUCAGGCUUAUCGUGUUAUGUUGAGGAAUAUACUGGCGUGCCUUAAUAAAAACACUGUUUUUAGAAUCAACUCUUGUACUAGGUAUUUCUGAAGCGGUUCAGACUUUCAGGUUGGGCUUUUCUACCGUUACAACUUCUAUUUUGGUGAAAACAACCAAGAGGAUGAAGGCAACCCUGACCCAAAGGACCUCAUCAGGUUGUAAUUCCUUAAACUGCCUGAAGGGGGCACAAAAAUACUUCAGAAAUCCACACCUGGACACAGAAACAAAUGGGGGAAACCUUGUCAGAUUCAAAUACCACUUAUCAGUAAGUUGUGAUAAUAAAAAUAGGCCUGGUCUUUUCUUGUAUUUGAUUGAGCCAGUUGGGAAAAAGUUUACAAACUCAAGCAUAUUUUGUCCUGCCUGGAAACUGAAAGUAGGUUUCUGAAACUUUUAUUUUUUCAUUCCCAACAUGUGCCUCGAUGUUAAAUUCCUAGGCUCAGUGACAAACAGUUUUAAUGAAUUAUUGAAUGACUGUUUGUGUACUCUGUCUGUGACUGAAACCAACAGAAAUGUAAAUUAAAUAUUUAGAUCCUAAUUAAAGAUCUGUACAUUUCUAA